Messenger RNA from Psylliodes chrysocephalus, 1355 nucleotides. NCBI's taxonomy places the organism in Eukaryota, Metazoa, Arthropoda, Insecta, Coleoptera, Chrysomelidae. The record is from the annotation of a GenBank genome assembly.
UAUGAAAACCAAAAUUAGAUGGCGUUUUGAAUGAUAAAUUGUGUAUUUUUGAACAAAUGUCAGAUUUAUUUCAAAUUAGUGUAUUUCGCGUAUUAGAAGAAGACCAUCAAUGGUACUUAAAACCUUACGAUGACGAAGAAAAUUUCAAGUUAGACAAAGUUACUUCUGGUUGCAAAAACCUAGCUAAAAAAAUUAAUUCAAUAUGCAGUUUUUACACCUCAGAUACCCAAUUUGAAGAAGCGAGAGUAAGCAAGAGGAACUUAAGUGAAGGCACAGCAGCAGUUAUAAUAAAACACUUUUUGCAAAGAGUCAGUGAUAGAGGUUUAUUUAAAAGAAUAAAGAAAUAUAUAAAAGAAUUGGAAAAGAAGAAUCCAGUGAAAGUUUUGGCUUUGGUGAAUGGAAUCCAUGCUCAACUAUUUGAACGAAAUCGAUUUAAGUUGGUUUUUCGCUUAGAUGGAAGAAUUUUUCCACCAUAUAUUGUAUAUAAACUAAUUCCAAAAACAUAUUUAAAUAUUAUUGACAUGCGAACACAAGGUAGUGGUAUUGAAAAUAAAAAUAUUUACGAGGUGUGGCACCAGUUUAAAUAUUACAAAUGCUGUGCUUGUAGAUCUUUUGUUAAAAGUAAACCAGUUAAAAAAAAGAAAACAAGACUUAAACGCUCUACAACUACUACUAAUUGUAUAUGUCCUUACUGACAUGUAAAUAUUUUUGUUAAACGAAAAUUUAAUAAAACAAAAAACUCUAAGGAUGUCUUGUUUUAAUAAUAAAAUAAUGAAGGUAGGAAAAAUUUAAACGAAAAAUUGCUUUUUACAAAAGUUGUUUUUUACUUCUAUAUAAGAAUUGGCUAAUUAAGUUAAAAAAUAAUUAACUAAAUAUGCAUUUCGGUAACAUGGGGGUUAAGGACGUCACGUUACUUUUUUAUUAUCUGUUUAUAUAAUCCUAUUAAAAAAUCAUAAAAAUAUUCUGCAAGAUACUGUGAUACCAUAGAAAUAGUAUAGAAAGACAAUUCCAUACAUUAAAAGUGAAACCAUAAGGAGCAAAUAAUAGUGUGUUGGAACUCAUGCGCAUGAAGGUGCCGGUUGGACAGGACAGGCUCAAGUUUUAUAUUGAUCGAACAAAUAAGUAAACACACACGAUUAUUAGGUUAGCAGUCGUCAUACACUUUUAGAGGCAAUUCUCUAUAAAAAAAUGAAUUGCUACAGUGAAGAGAUUUUACAUCUGACAUGGUUUCGGUUGAUAUUUGCUACAAGUAAAUUUAAUCAGGGGAUUGCAAUAUAGAAGGCAGUUGCGUUUCGUCCACCUUAACAAAAGUAUGUUCAUUUUUUACAAUUUGUCAGCAGACUAUAUGUCGUUAC